AUGACAGUAAAGAAAGAUACAUCAGCAUUCACAGAAGUGAUAAACGAUCCAUUACCAUCGUCACCAAAAAAGUCCUUAAUUUUAAGUAGAAAUAUUGAUCAGGAUGAUAUUGCUACGUCGAAUGUAUCGUUAAAUUCAAUGAAACUUUCAACAGAAGAUCCAAAGGAUUGGACAAAUAAAAAGAAAUUUUCGGUCUUAUUUGUUUCUUCAUUCGGUAUUCCUAUUUUUCCAAUAUCAAUCUCAAUAUAUUAUCCGGCGCUAAUUGCGAUACGUGAAUACUUCAAUACUACACAAUUUAUCGUGAAUAUAUCAGUCGGAUUAUUUAUACUGUUUAUGGGAUUCAUACCACUAGUGGUUGGAUCUUAUGCAAAUAUAUAUGGAAGAAAAAAAAUAUAUAUUUUUGUCAUGUUGAUAUUUACACUUUCAAGUAUGCUAAGUGCUAUAGCAAAAAAUAUAUGGAUAUUGAUCGUGAUGCGGACAUUACAAGCAUUUGGAUCUUCAAGUGUACAAUUUAUAGGAUCGGGCAUUGUAACUGAUAUUUAUAUUUCAAAAGAGAGAGAACAGGCAAACACCAAAAUUUUAUUAGGAUUUUAUUUUGGAGAGUUAAUGGGACCUAUAAUAGGAGGAAUACUUACAGAAUUUUUAGGAUGGCAUUCAAUAUUUUGGUUUUUAUCAAUUUACGGAAGUAUCUUAUUAUUAUUGAUAAUAUUUUUUAUUCCUGAAACACUUUAUAAUUCAUCCCCAGAAAUCUCUAUACCAAUAAUAACUGGUUCGAUUACAAACACAUCAAAUACAAAACAAUUUAAUUUAUUAUCCCCUUUCAAGUUACUUUAUUAUCCAAAUAUAAUAUUAACAAUUAUUUAUAAUACAACAGCUUGGAUGUUAAUUUAUGUAUUACAUAUCAUAAUUCCUUUUUCAUUUACCAAUAUUUAUAAUUUAUCUUCAUUAUAUAUUGGGUUGGUAUUUUUGGCUCCUGGCGUUGGUUGCAUUAUUGGAAGCAUAUUGGGAAGCCAUUAUUCUGAUUAUUUGAUAAAUAAGUACGAAGAAAAAAAUGGAAAAGAAGAGAGUUAUCCGGAAUUAAGAUUAAAAAGUAUCUGGAUCGGAGUUUUAUUAGCAAUCAUAUCAUUUUAUAUAUUUGGUUGGAUUUUGGAGAGGAGAGUUGAUAUUAUUUGGCCAUUAAUCAUGAUGUUUAUAGCGAAUUCAACAAUUGCUUAUACUACAGAUUCUUAUCCUGAAGAAUUUAGUGUUUCAAUACUUGCAAUAGGUGAUGCUAUAUCUGCCUUAAUAUCAACUAUAGUAAUAAUAUUAACCGUUCCCAUAGAAAAUAAGUUUGGUGUUGGUUGGAUUUUAAAAUAUUAUGAUAGAUAUUUAAAGUAUACUAAAUAA
Funneliformis geosporum is the source of this 1386-nucleotide messenger RNA. The record is from the annotation of a GenBank genome assembly. Lineage: Eukaryota; Fungi; Glomeromycota; Glomeromycetes; Glomerales; Glomeraceae.